UCUCGCUAGAAUUGUCUAGUUAUUUCACAAUCAUAUUUUGAAGUUCGCGCGCCUCGACGGCGGCGAGCGUCGCAGCAACAGCGACAUCGUUGUGACGUGGUUCGGACCAUGACGCGACGGACGAAUCAGAGUGUAGUCGGUUCUCGAGCUUCUCCGUCGGAGGUUGUUACUGAGACCGUCUGCUUCGACUUCGUGAUAAACGUCCAUAUUUCAAGUGGUUCGCUGUGAUACUUUCUCCCAAAGGAGAUUGUAUCAUGUCAACGAGUACAGGAACGCGUUGUUAUGUUCCUGGCUGCAUGAAUUCGUCCGCGGCCAACCCGGAACUAACGUUUCACCGACCGAGGGACAAUGACACAAAACGAAAAUGGGAGGCGGCCAUCGCCAGCAGAUAUCCUGCUAUGGAGAAAGAACGUCGUGUUCCGCACAUAUGUUCUUCACAUUUCUCUGACGAAGCUUAUCUGGAGACAGACAUCAUGCAGGUUCGCCUCGGGUUCGCUCCAAAACGAAAGCGGCUAAAACCUGACGCUAUGCCUACGUUGUUCCCGGAACAAGUGGAAAGCCUUGACAUGCCCAGUGACGAGAUUCAGUCAGGCAGCGUGAUGGAGUCUGCUUCAUUUGAAGCAGAAGAGCCAUCUACAAGUGGCACCGCAUGUCCUGUCUCACAGCAGAUGGCACCAAUAAUAAUACCACAUGAUGAACCAGGAGGAGUGCCGUCUACGAGUGGUACCAGUGCAUGUUCUCUUUCACAGCACAUGGCACCAACGACAUUACCAGAAGGUGUACUCAUCCUGGAUGGACUACCCCUCAACCCUUUGAUUCCAUACCAGACAGUCAGCCAAUAUGGCUUCCUGUACACCUUGGUGCCAUAUGUGCCUCUAAUUGAAAGUAGAAAAAUGGGGCACAAGAACACUCAGACUGCUGUUCCAACUGCCACACUUGGAACUCAAACCCGAAUCCUUAUGCCAAGCAAGGCAAGUCAAACGAACUUGACCCUUCCACCUGGCAGUAGCCUCUCCUUCACGUCAUCUGAAAUGACGGAAUGCCCAGAAGACAGCGUGGGUGAAAGUGCAGUGCUUUCCACAGCAGAGGUUUUUUUGCAUGAUGUGGGCACCUCACAACUCUUUGAUGCCUCACUUGAAAUGUCUCAUGACAAGGACCGGAGCUCCACUCCAGUACCUGAGCAGUUGGAUACGACAGUUGGAUCCUCCAGCCAACCUGACCCUAUGGAUGCGACGUUUCACCUGUCCACAGCAACGGAGAGCUCGGAUACUGAAGAUGAUGAAUACGAGAAGCAGCAGCAGCCUGGGCACUCAAAAUCUCGCAGUCGUCAAACAGUAAAUCCGGAGGAGCGGUUCUUCCUAGUCGCUGAGUCCAGCCUGCAAGAACUGUUGUGUGUCUGCCCCUUCUGCAUGAGUGAUGAAGCUCGUGUUGACACUACAACAAGGGGAACAUCUGUAAAGUCUACAACUGUUUGCAGCUGUGGCAAAGAGCGUACUUGGCACAGCCAACCAUGGGUGAAGGACAGGCCACUUGGCAACAUCCUGCUAUGUUCUGCCAUUCUGUUUUCCGGGGUCAACAUCAGAAAAGCAUUUCGAAUGCUUGAUAUGAUGAAGGUGGCCACCCUAACGAAGUCACAGUACUUCAGGACGCAGAAGCAGCACCUUUUCCCUGCUGUGAAUGACGUCUACAUGAGUAAGCAGGCUGAUAUCCUGGACCAGCUUCGUCCAGUGCCCCUGGUCCUUGCCGGAGACGGCAGGUGUGACUCACCUGGCCACACAGCACUCUAUGGUACAUACACUCUUCUGGAGACAGCUGUCAACCGCAUUAUCCACUUCGAAUUGGUGAAGUCAACCGAGGUCUCCAGCAGCAAUGCCAUGGAAGCGUACGGCCUUCAGAAAUGCCUAGCAUUCCUCGAGGUCCAAGACAUGGUUGUGGACAGUUUAGUCACUGACCGCCAUUCUGGGAUCAAGGCCAUGCUGAGGGAGUCCUGCCCACAUAUUAAACACCGAUUUGAUGUGUGGCACGUCGUGAAGGGUAUCAAGAAGAAGCUCAUAGCCCUGAGCCGCUCCACAAAGCACAAUGUUGUAAAACUGUGGAUUGAGAGCCUGACCAGGCAUGCCUAUUGGUGUCCGAAAACGAGUGGGGAUGAUGGGGAAUUGUGCAUCGCAAAGUGGGUGUCGGCACUUAACCAUAUUGUCGACAUUCAUGAGCAUGACGACCCCCUGUACCCAGUUUGCUACCAUGGUCCGCUUUCGGAACCACGACAGUGGCUCAAAGAAGAUACAGAGACCUACAGACGAGUGAGGGAUAUCCUGAUGGCACCUAUGCUCCUGAGGGACGUCCCAAUGCUCUCCUCGCACGGGCAAACUUACGGACUAGAGGCUUUCCACAGUGUCCUCAUCCAUUUCCUGCCAAAGUCCUAUUCAUUUUCGGACGAGGGGAUGGUCGCCAGGACACAGCUGGCUAUCCUCCACUACAAUGAAAAUGCGGACCGCGCGCAGUUGGAGAGGGAAGGUACGAAACAGUACCGCUUGAAGCCAUCCAAGCUCAAGAAAACGUGGGUACCCGUACCUCUAAAGGAAGAUGCUACGUAUGACUAUACAUCAAUCCUCACUGGCGAGGUGUUGUCUCGCGUAGAAAAACACCUAAAGGAGCCUGUUUCUGUGGAAAUUGGACCACCACGUGCAGCAACAUAUGGUGAAAGACCAGCUUUGGCACAAGCUGUGGAAAAGCACCAGGCCAGGUUCCAGAAGUGAGGGUUGUGACCACCUCACACGCUGACACUUCAGACCCCUCAGAAACCGUGACAAAGAAGAAGAACAAAAAAAAGGCCCUUUUCAGGGCCACCCAAUGCUUUACACAGAGACAAGCGUUGCUUUUUGAUAAACCCAUUCUGCAUGCUAAUAUAUGAAACCAGUUUUACAUAUUCAUACAACUAAAGUAUUGUGGCACUACCUAUGGACUGUUUAGAAGUAAAGGUGUUGAAAAAAUAGCAGUAUCGAACUAAUUUAAAUCUGUUUUUAUUUAUUUAUUUUUUUUCAGAAGAAGUCUUGGAGAACCUGCAACAAUGCUGAAGUCAUGAGAGCUCUGGAACAUUCACCAACAGUGGUGGCACCCAACAGGAGGUCUCAGCUACGCCGCUUUCCUGGCUUGUAUUUUAUGUACAAAGUACAUUCCCUAACCUAGGGAGUGAGAUUCGUUCAUUUCACUCUGCAUGGCAAAAUAAGUGUCUUUCAACAGCUUUGUGCGGUAUUGGGGAAGGAUUGCUAGAGGGGAUGUAGUAAGAUGUGGUUGUAUCCCGAGUGCCCUUCCUUGAUCUUUUACACCCGGUGAUAACACAAUAGCCAACAGAAUUGGGCAUAAAAUAUUGCUACAGUGUUCUAUCUUUGCCACCAAAUAAUCCCAACACGUAUCUACAGAUUCCGACAAAAGUUACAACAGAACACAGGGUUGGCAUGUAUCUCUUCUUAGGAGUGCCACCUUAGCCACAAAAUUCAUCCGUAGCUGACACACUGACAGGUGGGCACCUUGUUAGCCUAGACACAUAUUUGUAAUUGCAUCCACACCAGUUCGCUGAUACGGUGUCACUCCUGUGAGGAAGUUACGUCAACCCUGUGUUCUGUAAGCUUUUGAAGGAAUCUGUACAUACUUAUAUGAGGUGGCAUAACUGUGCCAGCUAUUUUGUCUUCCUACUGUGCACACUGACAUGUGGGAAGCAUCACAGUGGUCUUGAAGGUAGUUCUGUUCAUAGCUGUCGAAGAAGGGUCAUAUGCAUGAAAGAGGUAAGGUAAUGAUAGGAAUAAGACUCAUAAUGUACCAUGUUCACUUUUUCCCCCCAAGUUUUAUCCAGGGCACAUCAGCACUGUAUUAUGUCAAGCCUACAAUUUCAUAAAAACCUUUUAGGUACACAGGCAUAAUAACUGUUGUGUAAUAUGAAUUAUUUUUCAUUCCAAUACAUGGUUUGUGUGAAUUGUCUAUCUGUAAUAAAUGAAAUUCUAGAACCAGUCCAUGAUUCAUUGUAAUCAAAUAAUUGCAUGGUACUAUAAAAGGUAAUAAAAACUGCACCAAAAACACCACAUCUGGCUGUUCUUACCCACGCACUCG
Molecule: messenger RNA, 4104 nt
Organism: Ornithodoros turicata
Lineage: Eukaryota; Metazoa; Arthropoda; Arachnida; Ixodida; Argasidae
Exons: 16
Coding region: 255-2756 (833 amino acids)
Source: RefSeq, a predicted model, not a curated record